AGCCUCUCAAGCCAGCUCCAGCUCUCCAUCAACAACUACCAAUACCGCAAUCGCUCUCGUUCCCAUCUAAUCGCAAAGCACUCUUUCACAUCCGCCUCGAUACAUCAUGGCAUCCACAGAUCCCAAGACCACAGACGACAAGCCCGCUGAGCAGAAGCCAGAGCAGAAGCCCGCCGCUCUCGGCGAGGACGACGAGUUCGAGGACUUUCCCGUCGAUGACUGGCCAGAGGAUCAGACCGAGGCUGCAAAGGGCAGCGGCGAGACAAAGCAUCUUUGGGAAGAGAGCUGGGACGACGACGACACAAGCGACGAUUUCUCGCAACAACUUCGAGAGGAAUUGAAGAAGGUCGAGGCUGCUAAACGCCGAUAGAGUCAUGUUGUAACGAUACCGCGAUUCGAAGGGAAUUAUAGAAUGGGAAGGGCGAGUCUGUAGGAAAGACAGAUUACAUGAAAUAAUCAAAUACCAAUAGAGGCGCGCGAAAGCGCCAUGAAGCAUUGUUGAACGUUUUGAACGUGCGUUGGCUGUGUACACUUGCAUUAACGAAACGAUCAAGUUGUCAAUGCUUCCUGAGUGACAGACAGAAAUACCUGGACAAGUUCAUGCUAAACUCAGUAAGCUAUAUUUUCUGUUCCCUCGUUCAGAGUCUUAAGAACUUCGUUGUCUGUAGCUUGAGCC
This is a messenger RNA of Fusarium redolens, 676 nucleotides long. RefSeq names its product DSS1/SEM1 family-domain-containing protein. The record is from RefSeq and is a predicted model, not a curated record. Gene Ontology annotation, biological process: proteasome assembly; double-strand break repair via homologous recombination; mRNA export from nucleus. The transcript is spliced from 3 exons. NCBI's taxonomy places the organism in Eukaryota, Fungi, Ascomycota, Sordariomycetes, Hypocreales, Nectriaceae. Gene Ontology annotation, cellular component: proteasome regulatory particle, lid subcomplex; proteasome complex. The coding region runs from base 107 to 370 and encodes 87 amino acids.